UCGAAGAGUUUGGUCGUUUUAAAUCCAGAGAGUUCUGUUAUUCCUGUGAAGUCCAGCAUGAUGGAGCUUCAACAUGAUGCUUCAACAGCGACGCUGCAAAUUGCUACGAGAAAACGAAGAUGGCAACAAAAGAGGGAAGCUGUCUCAAAUCAAAAUAGGAAACGCAUGAAGAAAACAUGCAUAUUUUGUAACGGGGAGCACUAUAGUGAAGAUUGCACCAAAUUCAACACCUAUAAGGAAAGGAUCGGGAAACUGCAAGACAGGUGCUACGUUUGCUUUCAAAUAGGGCAUCGUGCCUCCAGAUGUACCAGGAGGAGGAAGUGUGUUCAUUGCUCAAAGAUGCACAAUAGAGCAUUGUGUCGACAAAAGGUGCAGCGGGACAGCUGUAACCCAAGUAAGGACAGCGGAGGGGAGAAGUCUACACAUUAGACUUUUACUUGAUUCGGGAAGCCAACGUACCUACAUCACAAACAAAAUAGCUAAAUUACUACAUAUCAAACCUGACGGAGAAGAUUGUCUAAUGAUUUAUACAUUUGGAUCAGAGAAGCCUAGAGAAAUGCUUUGCCCAUAUGCAACCAUUACUAUAGUAAGUAAACGUAAUGUUGAAAGAAUGAUUAGAGUGAAUAUAGUCCCAUACAUCACUACAAAGGUACCAAUGGCUAUGAUAGAGUCACCGAUGAUAGACAUCUUGGCUGACGAUACUUCUACUGGUGAAGGCAUUGAUUUAUUGAUUGGAAAUGACUUAUACUUUUCAUUCAUCAGAAAGAGUGUUGACUUGGGGAAUAACACCUUUCUAGUAGAUUCUGAUUUUGGCUGGUUUCUCGCAGGAAGUGCUACCAACAACACGGAAGGGGACAUUCUAUCUGUGGCUACGUAUUGCCAGUGCCAUGAUAUUAAUCAAGACCAUUUUACAGAACCAGAUCUUCCCCUGCGUACCAUAGACGUCAAAUUCUUAUGGUCACUUGAGAGCAUCGGGAUAUGUGAUUCUCCAAAAACUACAUGUGAGGAAGAAGCUGUUCAGCACUUCAACAAGACUGUCAAAUACAGUGAAGGAAGGUACCAGGUCAAGUGGCCAUGGAUAGAGUAUCCACCAAAAUUGCCUACCAAUUUCGGACUUGCCUUUGGUAGAUUAAAGGGUGUAUUGCGAAGAUCAAAUAAAGAAGAUAAAACAGAAUAUGAGAAAAUCUUAAAGGAACAGUUGGAAGCUAACAUAAUAGAAAUUGUGGAUCCUACCACUCAAGUCGACCAUCCUGUACACUAUCUACCCUUUCAUAUGGUUCAACAGAAAGGAAAAAGGGGCAGACUGGUCUAUGAUGCUUCAGCUAAGUUAAAAAACGAGAAAAGCUUGAAUGAGUGCCUGUACAGGGGCCCAAACAUGCUGGAAGACUUGACAGGAUUACUGCUGAAAUUUAGGAUUGGGAAGAUUGCUGUCACUGCAGAUGUUGAAAAAGCAUUUCUUCAAGUUGGUCUACAGAAAGAGGACAGAGAUGUGACCAGGUUUCUCUGGGUCAAAGAUUUGGACAAAGAACUGGCUGAAGACAACAUCGUUCAAUACAGAUUCUGCAGAGUCCCUUUCGGGGUAAUAUCAAGCCCUUUCCUCUUAGCAGCAACUAUUCGAUACCACAUUUCAAGGACUAACAAGAGUCUGCUUCCAGUGAUAGCGGAUAAAUGUUAUGUAGACAAUUUGGUGACUUCGGUUCAGUCAAGAGAAGAGGCUCUCAAAUUGUAUGCUCAAACUAGGAACUCAUUCAAUGAAUUAGGAAUGAACAUACGAGAUUGGAUGUCGAACGACAAAGAGUUCAUGGACAAGAUUCCCAAGCAAGAGAGAGCUAAACCAGAGAGUGAAAUGAAGAUCCUCGGUUUGGUAUGGAAUUUGAAAAAUGACACUUUACGUCUCAAUCUGAAUAACGAUACCUUUGAAAGUGAGACUGUAGACAAGGGCAUUACAAAGAAAGGAGUCUUGAGAAUGCUAGCGCGUCUGUAUGACCCAUGUGGAUUCGUAUCCCCACUCGUGCUACCGGGAAAACUCUUGUUCCAGGAGAUCUGUACUAGGAAGUUCAAAUGGGAUGAGAUUCUGCCUGAAGACUUGUUGACAUCAUGGAGGAACAUAAUUAAAGAUUUAAAAGCUGUUAACGAAGUAGAACUGCCCCGACAUGUUACAAGUGGAGUAAAGCCGGGUUGUACUAAGUACGAACUACAUUGCUUCACUGACGCGUCAAUGAAUGCAUAUGCAGCAGUCGUCUACUUGCGUGUCAUAACUGAAGAGCAUGUAUCAACUUCGUUUCUUAUGUCUAAGUGCAGAAUAACCCCGGCAGAAGACAAGAGCGAUCUCAAAAUUCCUAGACUUGAAUUGCUAGGGUGUCUGAUAGGAAGUAGACUUCUGAAGUAUGUCAAAAGCCACCUAGACCUAAAUAUAUGCAAGAUAUAUUUGUGGACGGAUAGUCAAGUUGUCCUAGCUUGGAUCGAAUCAAGUAGGCUGCUUCCACCAUUUGUAUUGAGACGAGUCAAUGAGAUCAAGCAAAUUAAGGAUAUGUUAGGAGUAGAGCAGCGCUAUGUUAACUCAAAACAAAACCCUGCAGAUAUAGCUACUAGGCCAGAACUGUGGCAUCAAAAACGGGAUCUAUGGCUCCAUGGUCCAGAUUUUCUUCUACAAGACCAAAACAAUUGGCCAAAGCAGCAGAAGAACGAAGAAUUGUGCUUGGUUGGGAGGGCUCUGGACAUGGUGGACGGUCCAGAGAUGACAAUGAGAGGAUAUGAAGACCAAGAUAAUGAACUUGACUUUCCUGAAUUGGAAGAAAAUUCUGCACCCACUACACUUCAUGAAAGUUUGGAUUCUUUGCAAGACCUCUCAGAAAAAGAGUCAGUGUCCGAAAUAAAGAAGUUGCAAGGAAAAUACUUUUCAGAAGAAGUUUCAGGAAAGGUCACUAGUUUGUCACGAAACUUAGGUCUCUUUAGAGAUGAAGAUGGGAUCUUGAGAUGCAAAGGAAGGUUCGCAAAUGCAAAUUUAUCAUAUGAUAAGAGAUAUCCCAUUCUGAUUCCGAAGAAAUCACCCUUCACAACCGAGAUAAUACUGAAGACGCAUAGAGAUAACUACCAUGUUGGUGUACCGCACACGCUAAGCAUAUUACGCGAGAAGUAUUGGAUCCCUCAUGGGCGAGCCCAAGUUCAGAAAACCCUAAAGAUGUGUUCACAGUGUGAGAAAUAUGCCGGAGGUCCUUACAAACUGCCACCACCACCUGCACUACCCAGUGAAAGGGUUAACUAUAGUUCUCCAUUUACCUUCACUGGAUUAGACUACCUCGGACCGGUUUUAGUGGAGACAAAUACUGGCAGAGAAAAACGAUGGAUUUGUCUUAUGACAUGCCUAGCAGUUCGUGCUGUACAUUUGGAGUUGGUCAAGGCUUUGACAGCUGAGGAGUGUUUGCUAGCGAUACGGCGUUUCGUAGCUGCCAGAGGACCACCUAAAGUAUUGAUAUCUGACAAUGCACUACAGUUCAAGCUGACGAGUGAAGUACUGAUCAAGUCAUACUGCCAGGAGAAACAUAUCAAGUGGAAAUUCAUUACGCAGCUUGCACCCUGGCAAGGCGGUUUUUAUGAACGUUUAGUUGGACUGGUAAAACACUGCUUGAAGCGCACACUUGAUAAGCAUUUAUUAACUGAUGGUCAAAUGCAGACAGUAGUGAAGGAGAUUGAGGCUGUCUUGAACACUAGACCUUUGACUGCAGUGGGUUCUGACCCAGAGGCAGUGCUGCGGCCAGCAGAUUUUCUAUCCCUAGGUGAGUGCCUAGAGAUAAACUCAGAACUUUGCGAAGGAACCUCACAAGGCACCAAUACGAAAGUCGACUUGGUCGAAGGCUGGAAGAGAGGUCAGAGGAUACUUAACGAAUAUAAAGAGAUGUUCACCAACCAAUACCUACCAAGUCUGCGGGAUAGAUUCAGCCACUCUCAUAAACAACCGCGAGUGAUAUCUAAGAAGUCUCCAGAAGUUGGCGACAUCGUUCAGAUCAAGAAUGACUCCAAACAUAGGAUCAAUUGGAAGGUUGGCAGAAUUUCAAGCUUGAUCCGAAGCCGUGACGGUGAAUGCCGAGCAGCCAAAGUGGUAGUUGGGAAUACAGAAUUCACGAGAUCCAUAGCACACCUGUAUCCGUUAGAGUCUGACACGUACGGCCCAACAGAUUAUGCACGUUUACCAACACAAGACACUGAAAUGGCAGAGAUACCAGCUGAGCCCAUGGAGAUAGUUGAAAUUAGAGAACCCCCGAAAGUACCUGAUACGAUGGUAUCUCCUGAGCCCGAGAUGGAGAUUGAUGAGUUAACAAUCCCUACUGAAUCGACAAUCGAGAGAGAAGUUGUGUUAGAUUCUGAAACUAGUCCUAUGCAAACUGAGCAAGCUUCUGAUAAUGAUAUACCCGACGAGACAGAAGUGAAAGAGACAAUUGUUAUGGAAGACCAGCCACAGGAAGUGACUAGAGCAAGGCGGAACGCUGCCAUUUGGGCUAGAGAACGAAUAGCCGAAUGGACGCGCCAGCUGAUGACGCUACUUAUGUGAUCUUCUCGCCUUCGGGAGUGUCGCGGAGAUCGCGAAGUCUGUUAUUGUGGUAUGUAUCCAAACCGUCACUCUUAGCGUAUUCUUCACUGGUAACACUGGCGAUGGAGGUGAGCAAGUGUCAGAGGUGACCGCGAGGAGAAAAGGGCGGAAACGAGUUGAGACACGUGGAGAGAGGUGCUCUGAGUACUGGUACGUAAUUCGCCGUGUGGCACGUGUACAACGCUCUUGGUAAGUGAGACAUUGCUAUAUUUGAUAUACUCAUGGAUAUUGCAGUGACCAUGAGUUAACGGCUACCUUGAGAUAGAGCUGAGUUGUUGAGUUGAGUGAUAUUCUGUGUGUAGCUCGAGUUUGAAUGCAACAUGUGAGGUGGCUGGUAUGCUAUCGGUUUGAGUUACUGGAGGUUACUUUAUGGAGGCUGAUGGAUGAGCUGUAGGGGUUGUUGUGGAGGCUCGUCGGGGACCACAUGGUUCCCACCUCAGUACUCAUCGCAAGUUCUUGAGCAUGAGAUAAGAGUGCUGAGUUGCGGGAUGCACGAUGAGUUCUCCUUUGGAGAUUCAGUUGUGCCGUGCAUCCACCGAUAAGAGCCACGGGACUUGGGGCCCUUCUAAUUUUCCCUGAGAGAGUUUAGAGGUUGCAUUCAUAACAAGAGAUGAGAUCGAGUUAGAUUUGAGAUGGAAUUGUACGCCCAUCGAGUGUUGAUUCAUGGUCGGUGCAAUGGCUAU
Leguminivora glycinivorella is the source of this 5271-nucleotide messenger RNA. RefSeq lists its product as uncharacterized. The coding region runs from base 521 to 4549 and encodes 1342 amino acids. The transcript has 2 exons. NCBI's taxonomy places the organism in Eukaryota, Metazoa, Arthropoda, Insecta, Lepidoptera, Tortricidae. The record is from RefSeq and is a predicted model, not a curated record. Gene Ontology annotation, biological process: DNA integration. Gene Ontology annotation, molecular function: nucleic acid binding.